AGACGCCUGGUAGUCUGCUGCGACGGUACAUGGAAUGACAGUAUCAGCACAGAGUCUCCAAUUACAAACGUUUCCCGGAUUUCACGAUUGAUCAAAGCAGUUGGCGAUGAUGGCGUCCCACAAAUUCUCUCAUACCAAGUUGGAAUUGGAUCUGGCACCACGGGAUUGGGGAAUGCGAUUGACGGAAUGACAGGAAGAGGCAUUUCGACAGAUAUUCGAGAAGCAUAUACAUUCAUAUCUCAUAACUACACGAGUGCAUCCGACGAGAUAAUAUUGAUCGGAUUUUCACGAGGAGCAUUCACAGUUCGGAGCGUUGCAUCCUUAAUAAAUGAUAUCGGUCUUUUGACAAAGAAUGGCCUGAAGUAUCUGCUGAGACUUUACAAUCUCUGGAAAAGGAAUCAACCUUUCGAGGUCGUUGGCGGAAUCACGAUUGACCCCAAGACUGAAUUGCGCAAGUCUUGCGAAGAGAUCCUUGAGAAGGGUUGUCUCUUGCCAAACGUGAGGGUCAGAGUAUGUGCAGUAUGGGAUACAGUUGGAAGCCUGGGCUUUCCUGUGCCUUGGCCAGUCCCACAACGCAUCCCAACAAAGCUACGUCAUGUCAACUCGACCUUGUGCGAAAACAUUGACAUUGCGAUCCAAGCUCUCGCAUUGAACGAAAACCGGAGGCAUUUCCAGCCCACGGUAUGGGAAGCUCCACCGAGUGGUUCGAACCAGAUCUUGAAACAAUGCUGGUUCCUGGGAGCCCACAGCGAUGUUGGAGGCGGAAACGAAGACGCGGGUCUUGCAAAUAUCACUCUGAUAUGGAUGAUAUCUCAGCUUCAUCAUUAUCUA
Messenger RNA from Aaosphaeria arxii CBS 175.79, 831 nucleotides. RefSeq lists its product as uncharacterized. The annotation marks the transcript as partial. The transcript has 2 exons. The record is from RefSeq and is a predicted model, not a curated record. Lineage: Eukaryota; Fungi; Ascomycota; Dothideomycetes; Pleosporales.